This is a messenger RNA of Bufo gargarizans (Asiatic toad), 1095 nucleotides long. RefSeq lists its product as uncharacterized. The transcript is spliced from 8 exons. The record is from RefSeq and is a predicted model, not a curated record. Lineage: Eukaryota; Metazoa; Chordata; Amphibia; Anura; Bufonidae. The coding region runs from base 251 to 1018 and encodes 255 amino acids.
GGACAAUUAAAAGGCGGAGGGUUUGACGUGGGCGGUGUGUGCCUUACUGUAUAUCCUCUUGUGUAAGAAGGAGUCCUUCCUCUCUUGCCCACAGACACUCCGUCUGGUAUGAUGUUACCGCUGCUACUUAUGGUGUUUGCAUCACUAUGUGCUGCAGAUUUGGAAAUCCCCUACCUGCACCCUCCCGGUUGUAGCUGCACGUCCAUGGCUUUAGGAGAAUCAGAAAGUGAAUUUAUCUAAGAUCCUCAGGAUGGGCCAUCAAGAUCAGAUCUGUCGUUUGAGAUGUUUGAAAGGACCUCAAAAUGAAAGACAAGUGUUUGGGGAUUCACAUUCGUCCAUUAACAUGACAAUCUCUUAUGGAGAACCACGUGUGAAAGACAUAACCUGGAUACGUGAAGCCGACGGAGACGAAACUCGAGUUGCAAAGACAAAAGAUGACGACAAAUCGGUUGACAUUCUAUCCAACAGAUAUGGGACAUCUAAUAAUGGAAGAGUUCUGAUUAUCCAUGAUCUGACUACAAAUGAUUCUGGACGCUACGUCGCUUAUAUAACUCUUUUGGAUAAUACGAUUAUAAAGGAAGAAUUUAACCUCACAGUUCAAGAGCCCAUCCCACCUGAACAGAUCAUAGCUGAAGAGAAAAACGAAGAAAAGAAAAAAAGUUACGAUAUACUGAUAAUAGUCUUAUGCAUUGUGGGAGCCCCGGUAGUGCUGGCUGUGCUGGUGUGGACGUUCAUAUGUUAUAAGAAAUCAUCAAACACAACUGGACAAGGUGACCAAAGCGAAGAAAUCCAAACAAACCAAAUGAAAAUGUGGUUAAGUGAAAUAAUAAGAAAAAGAAAGUUCACGAGGAUGAAGACUAUUUGGCAACAAGGUGAACAAGAUGAAGGGGUCGUAGAGUAUACAGUCAAUGAGAGCAAUCCUGGUCCCUCCUCCAAAUAUUUGCUUCAAGAAAAGGAAGACCGAGACAAACUGAUCCAGAAGAAGGGAUGUUUUCUGUUAAUGAAAGCUAAGUUGUGAUAUUUAUUGUUUGUAUAAUAUUUAUUUGUUAAAAUAAAUGACAGAGCCCAUGAUGAGUCAUGGCAUAUGACACCUGA